CGCAAAUCUCGCGAGACUUCCUGUGUUGUGGUCCAGCUGACUCUCCCGUGGGAGUUACAGGCGAGCAGAACCAUGAGGCUAAAUAACCGAAUAAAGCUUUGACAUUUACCCGCCGUGAACGUCCGGAUCUACAGAUCUUUUUUCACAGAAUGGCUGAAACGGAUCCCAAAUCGGUUCAGGACCUCACUAACGUGGUCCAGACGCUCCUGCAGCAAAUGCAAGACAAGUUCCAGACGAUGUCAGACCAGAUCAUCGGGAGGAUCGAUGAGAUGAGCACGCGAAUCGAUGACCUGGAGAAAAACAUUGCCGACCUGAUGACCCAGGCUGGAGUCGAGGAGGCCGAGGCCACGCCGGAGAAGCCGAAGGAGAGCCAAGGGUCAACCUGAAGGUUCAUGAACGGUGUGAAGUCAGACUUCCUCACUGAUUUGGUGUGACGUGUGAAAUGAUUUUUU
Molecule: messenger RNA, 452 nt
Organism: Oryzias melastigma (Indian medaka)
Lineage: Eukaryota; Metazoa; Chordata; Actinopteri; Beloniformes; Adrianichthyidae
Product: heat shock factor-binding protein 1-like
Exons: 4
Coding region: 150-386 (78 amino acids)
Biological process (GO): cellular heat acclimation
Cellular component (GO): nucleus; cytosol
Molecular function (GO): transcription corepressor activity
Source: RefSeq, a predicted model, not a curated record